Messenger RNA from Cornus florida, 1805 nucleotides. RefSeq names its product probable methyltransferase TCM_000336. Gene Ontology annotation, biological process: methylation. The record is from RefSeq and is a predicted model, not a curated record. Lineage: Eukaryota; Viridiplantae; Streptophyta; Magnoliopsida; Cornales; Cornaceae. Gene Ontology annotation, molecular function: S-adenosylmethionine-dependent methyltransferase activity. The coding region runs from base 105 to 1190 and encodes 361 amino acids. The transcript is spliced from 4 exons.
CCUUUUAUAGUGAAGAAAGAAUUGCUCAUAAAAGGGGGUCUAUAGGGAUCACAAGCUCAUUUUUUUGACUUGAAAGCUUCAAAGGAACUCCCCUACCCACCACCAUGGAUGCCCACCAAGUUUUCCACAUGACUGUAGGAGUUGGAGAAACUAGCUACGCCAAAAACUCUUCACUUCAGAAGAAGGUCUCUGAUACGGUGAAGCACAUAACCUUAGAGACCAUUCAGGACGUCUACCUCACAACAGCUCCAAAGGGCAUAACAAUAGCUGACUUGGGUUGUUCCUCCGGACACAACACACUAUCCAUCAUACGGGAAAUGGUGGAUGCUAUUGAAGCCACGAGUCGGAAACUCUUGCAACCGGCACCAGAGUACCGAGUGUACCUGAAUGAUCUUCCGGCCAACGACUUCAACACAAUCUUCAAGGCGUUGCCGGAUUUUAUUAGGGAGCUCAGGGAAGGGAGAGAAGAUGGGGGUCCAUGUAUUUACAUAGCUGGGUAUCCAGGCACCUUUUAUGGAAGGCUGUUUCCUAACAACAGCUUGCACUUCAUCCAUUCCUCCAAUAGUUUGCACUGGCUCUCUAAGGUUCCUCCAGCACUCUAUGAUAAGCAGGGCAAGUCAAUAAACAAAGGCAAUGUUUACAUAUCUGAAUCCAGCCCUUCUCAGGUGUGCGAAGCAUACUUCAGACAAUUCCAAGAGGACUUCUCACUGUUCCUCCGGUCACGAUCCGAGGAGCUGAUCAGCCGGGGAAAGAUGGUGCUGAUCUUGGUGGGACGGUGGAGUUCAAAUCAUAUUGACAGAGGCAACUCGUUCUUCUGGAAACUUUUGUCUCAAUCCUUUGCCAUUUUGGUUUCUCAGGGAGAAAUUGAGGAGGAAAAGCUUGAUUCUUAUGAUGUUCAUUUUUAUAUACCAUCCAAAGAUGAACUAGAAGAUGAAGUUAGGAGAGAGGGUUCUUUUGAAAUGGACCGGUUUGAAAUGUUUGAAUACGAGAAGGAUGUUGGGGACAAAAUGAGCUAUGGAACGGCAGUUGCAAUGACAGUUAGGGCCAUCCAAGAGUCAAUGAUUUGCCACCAUUUCGGAGAAGGAAUUGUUGAUCGUUUGUUCAAGAUCUAUGGAAGAUUAGUGGAUGAAGAGAUGGCUAAAGAAGAGAUUAGGCCCAUUACUUUUGUUGCUGUUCUUAGAAAAUUGUGACCACGAACAUGAAAAUUACCAGUGAUCAGUGGAUGGUGGAUUUGGAAUUUUAGUAGCGUGACAAAGUUGAAUUAAACAAGUAAAAAAGAAAUUGUGAAUCAAUACAAGAAUGAUUUCUGUCUUGAAUUCAUUCUUGCUCUUUGACACUUUCUGUAAAUAUUUAUGCUGAUAUGCUGGGCACUUUUAGAGUUCAAAACUACAGUUUUUUCCUGGAAGCUAAUUAACUGAGGCAGACCAGACGAUUAAUUAGGCGUGGCGAGAGAGUUCGAAACAAUACUACUUGGAAAGAUUCACAUGUUUGUUCCGAGUGUACAUGAAGGUGCAAAAGCAAUAUUAUCUAAUGACUUUGUGCUAUUCAACAAAGGAAAUGUGAAAAAAAUGGCAGACGUUGUAGGAAAGAAGAACUUGCUAUGCACUCCUCAAUAGAGUCGAAAAGGAUUAGGCGUCUCAUCUCUGAUCCUUUCUCCAAGAAUUCUUUAAUUAUCUAAGUUUGUUCAGAAACUUGAUCACAUGCUUUGUGAAAGGCUGGAGAAAUUAGAAGGUGGAAAAAGUUUUCCACUGAUCGAUUUCAAUAUGAAGGUAGGAACCUGAUGUAAGCAAAUUCAACCAUAUUUA